CCUCAAAAAGACUAUAUCACCCCUAUUAUCCAUAUUAAAAUGUCAAUUUAGCCCUUCGUAGCUCGUAUGUCCGCCUAGUUUAUCUAGAUGAUAAAACUUGAAAUAUCUCCAGAAAAACCCUUGAUAAAACUCUAACACCUCACUCAAUCCACUUCUCCUUGGAUAUCCUCUCUGUUCCUACUUCAAGUUUUCUUCUUUGAUGUUCUUGCCAUAAUUAUCUUACUAUUUAUGCUCGCCAUUGAUCUUGCGUGUUCUUGAUCAAUUAUUGCUUCAUUUAUCCAAUUAGGAGGUGAAUGAUCAGAUUUGUUCCAAAUUAUUUGAAGUUCGAGCAUCUACGAAGAUACCUUCUAAUUUUUGUAUGAGGUGUCUCAUUAAGUAGAUUAGUCCUCCCAGAAUUAGCACCUGCCUACACCAAUAAGCCAAACGGAUCCGUUGGCCAUAUACUGCCUGUAUAGAGCAUUUUUCACUCUAUCUGUGCUCUGAUUUAUUACAAAGAUCUGGUGCAAUGUCCCUUGUAUACUCUAUGUCCAGUGUAAAUCCUAUUACUAGUGGUCUUGCAAAAAUCGGAUUUCAGUUAAAUAAAUCCACUUUUCUUCGGCACCCUGAGUCUGGAUUUAUUCAAUGUAGUUGUAAAAUGUCAAGUGGUAUUUAUAAUAGUUCUUGCUUUGGAAAGCCUUACAAAUACGUUGUCCUAGCAACAAAGGCCUCGAAAAUUGAUGAUGGCGAGUUAUCAUCAUUAGAUGAUGAUGAAAAUGCAAUUGAGUUUGAUUGGGGUGAUGAGGAAGAUGAUGGAUCUCCAUGGGAAGGGGCCAUUGUCUAUAGGCGAAACCCUUCAAUAUCUCACAUGGAAUACUGCACUACUUUAGAAAGACUUGGUUUAGGCAAAAUUUCAUCGGAAUUGUCAAGGUCUAGUGCAUCAUCAAUGGGAUUACGAGUGACUAAAGCUGUAAAGGAUUUUACGGAUGGAACACCUGUACUUAUUUCUGUUGAUGUUACCCGAAAAAAGCAUAAAUUAAGGCUUGAUGGCAUCAUCAGAACAGUUCUCUCCCUUGCUUGCAACAGGUGUGGUGGACCAGCAGCUGAAAGUGUAUUUUCCAACUUCUCUCUAUUGUUAACUGAGGAACCUGUGGAGGAGCCGGAGGUCAUAAACAUGGGAUUUAUGUUUGGUGAAGAUAAGUUGAAGAGUUCUGCUGGAAAUGUAAAUGAGGAAGAAGAUGAUGAUGAUGCAUUGAUUGAUCUGGAGGAUAGGCUUCAUUUUCCACCAGAGAGAAAAGAAAUUGACAUUUCCAAGCACAUCCGAGACAUGGUACAUCUAGAGAUCACCAUUAAUGCAGUAUGUGAUCCCAAAUGCAAAGGCCUGUGCCUAAAUUGUGGUACGAAUUUGAAUACCGGUGUCUGCAGUUGCAGCAAACAGGAGACAUAUGGUGUGGGUUAUGGGCCUCUUGGGGAAUUAAGGAAGAAAAUGCAGCAAACAUGAUUACUUCAUUAGCUAUAGAACUUAUCCGAGGGAAUACAACUGAAGUUAUGAGUGUAUGCUCUUUUUGUACCACCUGAAAACAGGGCCUUUUAGUUCCAAGAAAUGAGAAAAUAGUUUUAUCUGUGAAUAUAUGCUUGUUUAUCUGCCACAAAAUGAAUAAUUCUGGUUUUUCUUUUUCAA
This is a messenger RNA of Chenopodium quinoa (quinoa), 1657 nucleotides long. RefSeq names its product large ribosomal RNA subunit accumulation protein YCED homolog 1, chloroplastic-like. The coding region runs from base 506 to 1477 and encodes 323 amino acids. The transcript has 3 exons. NCBI's taxonomy places the organism in Eukaryota, Viridiplantae, Streptophyta, Magnoliopsida, Caryophyllales, Amaranthaceae. The record is from RefSeq and is a predicted model, not a curated record.